UGACGACUUUGAUGAUAUAAAAUAACACAAAAAAGUCUUAUCGUGUAAACAGAAGCAACGGAAAGAAUUCAAAUAAAUACUACGUUGAAAUGUCAAAUUUAAAUUUAAACACCAUCAUAGUGGACCAAUCAGAAUGCACUAGAUACCGCUGUGUGUACACCUUACGUGUACGCGGGCGUUUAAAAUAUAAAAUAUAUAAUAAUUCAACACAACGAAUAUCAAAGAAAUUCUCACAAUUUUUUUGGAAAAUUAAGAAUUUUUAGUGAAAUAAAAUCACCAGUAAUAGUAUUUAUGAUUUUCCCUUUGAAUUAUUUUCUCGAAAAUUGUUUUGACGACUUACUGAGGCUUUCAAAUCUUGAAAACAAUUCGACUUUGGUUCGUUGUUAUUGGAAACGAGGAAGAGGAAGUAAACAAAUAUGGUUGUUCUCGAAGAUCUUGCUGCAUAUGAAGAUCAGAAGAUAGUGGAAGAAUCAUGUGUACAUACACAUUCUAAACCAUCGUUUUUCACACCGGACUUUCAUUCAACAACGAAGCCCGAUGAAGCCACUGAUACACUGCAAAGUGCUUUUUUGAAGUUCAAGAAGAAAAGACAGAAUAAGUUACAAAGUCUGUCUUCCAUAAACUGUGACAUUCCAAAAGAGCACAGAAGCCGGGAAGAAACAGAUGUUUUACGAGCAAAGUUUGUGCAACAAGCAUCGUGUUAUUUUGGAGUUCCUUACGCCAAGCGAUACCAUAAACCAGGCACUCUUGAGUAUGAAGCUCCUCUAUUUCUUGAUUGCUGUGGUCUAGUUCGUAAAGUUGUGAAUGACUUGAAGGAUGAUUUUGGUUUCACAAUUGGUCCAUGGAAUCAAGCUUACAUGUUUGAUACGUUGCCCAAUGUCGUACGAAAUGUGAACGCUAUGAAGCCAGGAGAUUUGGUUUUUGUUUCUGGCAUUUUCUACGACUCAAGAAAAAAGAAACAGAAGCACGAUAUUGUUCAUGUAGAAAUAUGGGCAGGCAGUGGGAAAAAGACUAUUGGAGCCAGGUGGAAAACAGGAAAAGUAGAACUACAUGAUUCAUAUGAAUACACAUCAAAAACGUACUAUAACAUGGUGUAUCAUUUUAAAUCCAUUGAUACUUGGCUGCAAGGAGUUUGUAAAAGCUUUUGCCCUCAACAUCCAUGGAAGAUUCCAGCUGUUGUUCCACGGAAUUCGAUCUUUUUUAGUCUUGAAGACGAAAAUAUGCUGGCAGACGAGAUCUUUGCAACGAACAACGAUCCACGCAGUUUGUCUGAUGAUGUAACCCUGUUGAACAUCGAUACACGUGAUAAGGAAAGUUUUCAAAAAGAUCAGAAGCAUCUUGGGAUAUUUGAAGAAAAACUGACAUUCAGCGAUGUUAGCAAUUGGUCAUCCCAAAUAUCAGAGUUAAAUUUUGAGUUUCUCAAAACAAAUUUACAUUGUUCUAAAAGUGAACAUAUAAAAUGCAGGCCUGCUUAUGCUCAACAAGAAAACAUUCAUUUAUCAAGAAGCGGGAAUCUUGAUUUCACAAGUCCGGCUCUUCACAAUGCCAAAGACUGCAACUCUUGGUUAGUAAACGAUUGCUUCUGUGAGCAAUGCACUGCUGUCAUCUGGAAUGAUUCGUAUGAAAUGAUGAUAGAUUACAGAAGCGACGAAAUCGUAGAAAUAUACCCUCAAGACAACGAUUUCUUGGAAAGGCAAUGUAUUAAACCAUCAGACAUUGAACAUUGUCAUGGCUUGUGUUUUUCUCUUUCUUGUCCAAAUCCUCAAAGAAACGUUACGCGUAAUUCUCGUAAACUCGUAGUUGCAACGGAGAGCAAAAAAAGAAAAGACGACUCUACACGAAAUUAUAAUCCUGACCACAAAGGAGAAAAUGCAAAUCAAACAUCAAAACCAUUUUGCACACCAAGUAAAUCACGCAUCAGAGUUCAUGAAAAGUCAAAGACAUUUUUCAUUGGUGGACAAAAUGGAUCAAAAAUAGUCGAUGCUACUUUAUCUUCGUUUGGUUGGACGAGAAUUUACGAUAACAGAGAUACAACAUUUUAUAUGAAAUGGGUUGAGUGCAAAAAACACAUCGAUUUUACUCGUUUUCGCGACGGAGAGCAAAUGGUCAAUCAUAUUCCAAAUGGUAGUCUACUUACUACAAAAACUGGAUUGCUGAUGAGUUUACAAGACUUUGAAAGACUGAACGGGAAAAUACCUCCAGGCCAUAUUGGAUCUCAUUUGGUGAUGAAGGAUUUUGUUCCGGAAACAUUUAAACUUCAAAAUCAAACGGAGAUUGAGAAUUUCAUUCUCAAUAUAUACAAAGAUGGCGAAAUGUGGAUUUGUAAACCAGCUGGAAUGAAUCAAGGAAAGGGAAUAUUUCUCGUUAGAACUCGUGAGGAAUUAAUUGAAAAACUUCAAUGCAAAACAGUCAAUAAUUCUCGUCAAAGAUUUUUGCCAACUGCUGGUAGAGUCAUUCAAAGGUAUAUCGUCAAUCCUUUCUUGUUGAACGGUUUCAAGGCUGACAUUCGUGUGUACAUGUUGAUCGCGGGCACGUGUCCAUAUAUGGUCUUUUACUAUCCAGGUUAUGUAAGAUUAUCAUUGGUUCCAUAUAGCCUGAAUGAAGAAGAAAUCCACGCUCAUUUGACAAACCAGUACAUUCAAAAGAAACAUCCAUUAUAUGCACAAGUGAAAGAAGAAACUAUUUGGAGUUUGCAACAACUUCAGGAAUACAUGAGCCGAAAUAAUAUCCCCGUUCCUCCUGAUUGGGUGGCUACUGCACUUACGAAACGGAUGAAAGAUAUUAUGUUGUAUUGUUUCCAAAGCGUUCGUUUCAAAUUGCAAAGUCGAUUGGGAUAUUUUGAUUUAUUAGGCUUUGACUUUAUGAUGGACGAAAAUCUGAAUGUUUGGUUGAUUGAAGUAAACGUAAAUCCUGCGUUGCAUACGAACUGUAAGAUUUUGUCAAGUUUCAUUCCGGAGCUGGUUGAAGACACAUUGAAGUUAGUCAUUGAAGUAUUUGAAAAAAGUCGACGAAAUAAGAAAAUUACGAGCGUUGAAAAUCUUGGAAAGUUUCAGUUGAUUUUCAACGAAGGCGAAAAAUGAGAAAACAAGAUCGUCUUGUUAUAGUGUCAGUGAAAAUCACGCCGUAAAGUGUUCGUGUAGCUCGGAGAUUUCUACGAACAAGAAACACGUCAUGCGUUGUAGAAUUCUAAGUGGGACCAGAGAGUUGCGUUGAAAACGUUCGAUGAAUCGGAAAGAAAGAUUUCCAAGAAACAAGGUUAUGGUCGGCUAUGACAUUUCAUGCAAAGGUAUUUGUUUAGUGACUUAGAAAUGAUAUUGACUUGGCUAAAACAACACACAUUUACGCUCCGAAAGUCAGUAUCUUAAUGCGUUUGACCUCUUCAUGACAAGUGGCAUUGUAAAUAAAAAAAUGAAAGCAUGAUUUCGUAAAACCGAGAAUUUUUAAUAGCCAGCUCUUUACUUUUAGUUAGGCAGAGUUGCUUGCAUGAAUGUACUAUGAUUAUUAUGCUAUGUUCACCCUUGUAUCCAUUUUAAUAACCACCAAAAGUAAUGAUGUCAUAAAUUUAUUUUGAGUACAGCAAA
Xenia sp. Carnegie-2017 is the source of this 3581-nucleotide messenger RNA. RefSeq lists its product as uncharacterized. Bases 417 to 3080 code for a protein of 887 amino acids. The record is from RefSeq and is a predicted model, not a curated record. Gene Ontology annotation, biological process: protein modification process. NCBI's taxonomy places the organism in Eukaryota, Metazoa, Cnidaria, Anthozoa, Malacalcyonacea, Xeniidae. The transcript is spliced from 17 exons.